Molecule: messenger RNA, 1746 nt
Organism: Striga hermonthica
Lineage: Eukaryota; Viridiplantae; Streptophyta; Magnoliopsida; Lamiales; Orobanchaceae
Source: the annotation of a GenBank genome assembly
AUGGCGUACUCGUUCCCUGAGGAGGUUCUGGAGCACGUGUUCUUGUUCCUGAGCUCGGACAAGGACCGGAACGCGGUUUCGCUCGUGUGCAAGUCCUGGUACGACAUCGAGCGGUGGUGCCGCCGUCGGAUUUUCGUCGGGAACUGCUACGCGGUGUCGCCGGAUAUAGUGAUCCGUCGGUUUCCGGAGGUCAGAGCGGUGGAGAUGAAGGGCAAGCCGCAUUUUGCUGAUUUCAAUCUCGUGCCGGAGGGUUGGGGUGGGUACGUGCAGCCGUGGAUCAAGGCGAUGUCGGCGGCGUAUCCGUUGCUUGAGGAGAUCAGGCUCAAGCGGAUGGUGGUUACAGAUGAGGGACUCGAGCUGAUUGCGAGAUCGUUUAAGAAUUUCAAGGUUUUGGUGCUCUCGUCUUGUGAGGGGUUCACCACGGACGGCCUCGCCUCGAUUGCUGCUAAUUGCAGGAAUCUCAGAGAACUAGAUUUGAGGGACUGUGAUGUGGAGGAAAUCAGCGGGCAUUGGCUUAGCCAUUUUCCUGAUAACUGCACCUCUCUUGUGUCACUCAACAUUUCCUGCUUAGACUCAGAGGUCAAUUUCGCUGCCUUGGAGCGUCUAGUUGCACGAUGCCCCAACCUUAGGACUCUCAGGUUGAGUCGUUCUGUGCCCCUUGAGAAGCUCCCUAACCUGCUCCAACGGGCCCCGCAGUUGGUCGAGUUAGGUACAGGUGCAUAUUCAGCUGAGAUCCAGUCCGAAGUAUUCUCAAGUUUGACAGAAGCAUUUUCGUCCUGUAAGCAACUCAAGGGCUUGUCUGGCUUCUGGGAUGUUGUACCAGCUUAUCUUCCGGCCAUGUAUUCAGUCUGCUCUGGAAUUACAUCACUUAACUUAAGCUUCGCUGCAGUUCAAAGUCCUGAACUCAUUAAGCUUAUUUGUCAGUGCCGGCAUCUACGGCGUUUGUGGGUUCUGGAUUACAUUGAGGACUCAGGUCUAGAAGCUCUUUCCGUGUCUUGCAAGGACUUGCAAGAACUCCGCGUGUUCCCUUCCGAUCCUUUUGGGGCCGAACCUAACGUCUUCUUAACCGAGCAAGGGCUCGUCUCCGUAUCCCAAGGCUGCCCGAAGCUCCAGUCUGUCCUCUACUUCUGCCGCCAGAUGUCGAACGCCGCAUUAAUCACCAUUGCCCAGAACCGGCCUAACCUUAUCUGCUUCCGGCUGUGCAUCAUCGAUCCCCAGGCCCCGGACUACCUCACUCUCGACCCACUCGAUGCCGGUUUCGGAGCCAUUGUCGAGAGCUGCAAGGAGCUGAAGCGGCUCUCUAUGUCCGGUCUCCUCACAGAUCGGGUCUUCGAGCACAUCGGGACCCACGCCAAGAAACUUGAGAUGCUGUCCAUAGCCUUUGCUGGGGAAAGUGACUCGGGCCUUCACCACGUGCUCUCGGGCUGCGAGAGCUUGAGGAAGCUAGAGAUUAGAGAUUGCCCAUUUGGGGAUGGGGCCCUGCUGGCCAACGCCACGAAGCUCGAGACAAUGCGAUCCCUUUGGAUGUCGUCUUGCUCGGUCAGCUAUGGGGCGUGCAAGCUGCUAGGCCACAAGAUGCCAAGGCUGAAUGUUGAGGUUAUAGACGAGAGGGGUCCGCCGAACACGAGGCCUGAGAGUUGCCCUGUCGAGAAGCUGUAUCUUUACCGGACGGUGGCUGGGAGGAGGAUGGACAUGCCUAGUUUUGUGUGGACGAUGGAUGAGAAUCCCGGGUUGAGGUUUUCUUGA